Messenger RNA from Hemiscyllium ocellatum (epaulette shark), 1886 nucleotides. Its product is annotated as astrocytic phosphoprotein PEA-15. The transcript has 4 exons. The coding region runs from base 181 to 588 and encodes 135 amino acids. NCBI's taxonomy places the organism in Eukaryota, Metazoa, Chordata, Chondrichthyes, Orectolobiformes, Hemiscylliidae. Gene Ontology annotation, biological process: regulation of apoptotic process; MAPK cascade. Gene Ontology annotation, molecular function: protein binding. The record is from RefSeq and is a predicted model, not a curated record.
CCAGCCUCCUCCCUCAGCCUCUGGGGUGAAGGCGACUGAGAGGAAACCGAGCACAUUCAGCUCCCUCAGCCGGACACAGAGAGAGAGAGAGAGAGAGAGAGAGAGAGAGAGAGAGCAGCGAUCUAAAUCACAGCGACUGCCUGUGACUCACACUUAUCGCCACAUCUGGGUAAGAGGAUCAUGGCAGACACAGAGUUGGUCCAAUUUGCUGCCUUGCUCGAUGACCUCUCGUCCAACAUCACAGCAGAGGACCUGAACCAACUCAAACUGGCCUGCAAAGAGGACAUUCCAAGCAACAGAAGCCAGGAGCUGACCGGAUGCAAAGAGUGGUUCAACUUCUUGGAAAAACACGACAAGCUGUCCAAAGAUAACCUGUCGUACAUUGAGCACGUGUUUGAGCUCUCACGGAGACCUGACCUGCUGACCAUGGUGUUGGAGUACAGGACAAAGGUACUUAAGGUCAGCGAGGAACAGGAGAGCGAAUCCAAAUUCACCCGCAUCCCCAGUGCCAUCAAGUACAAAGAUGUGAUCCGCCAACCAUCAGAAGAUGAAAUCAUCAAACUUCAGCUCCCCCCGAAGAAAGUCUGAACCCCUGAAGGAAGGAAGGGGAUUGAUUGAGGAAGAGAGAAAGAGAGGAGAAAUAGGCAGAAAAAGAGAGAGAGAGAGAGAGGGAGAAGGAGAGAUAGGGAGGCCGAGAGCAAAGGAGCUAGCUGUAUAAAAAUAACCUUUGUUCAAAAAAACACAGCAUUAACCUACAUUCGUGAUCCAUUCCUGUCAGGGAGACGCAGUUAGACUGUGUGUGUCUGUGUGUGUGUGUGUGUGUGUGUGUGUCUGUGUCUGUGUCUGUGUGUGUGUGUGUGUCUGUGUGUGUGUGUGUGUGUGUGUCUGUGUCUGUGUGUGUGUGUGUCUGUGUGUGUGUGUGUGUGUCUGUGUGUGUGUGUGUGUGUGUGUGUGAGUGUGUGAGUGUGAGUGUGUGUGUGUGUGUGUGUGUGUGUUAGAGAGAGAGGGAGAGAGAAUGCGAGAGAGAUAGAAUGAGAGAGGGGAAGAGUGAAUGAGAGGGAGAGAGAGAGAGAGAGAAAGUGAGAGAGAGAGAAAAUAUGUGAGAGAAAGAAUGAGGGAAAGUGAGAGAAAGGGAAAAUGGGAGAAAGUGAGAGAGAGAAAGUGAAAGAGAGAGAGAAAGUGAGAGAGAAUGAGAAAGUGAGAGAGAGAGUGAGAGAAUGGGAGAAAGUGAGAGAGGGAGAGAGAGAAUGAGAUGUGACAGUGAUUUCCCCCCUCCCCUCCGCACUCCCCCGUAACCCCCUGCUACGUCCUCCCCUCCCACCUCCAGACCCUCGUAUUGUUUCUGGUGUGCCCCCGAGUCUGGCUAGUGAGUCCCGUUUACAAAACUUGCCUUUGCUGCCUCCUUGUCUCCCACACACCGCCGCCGACCCCCCCUCACCCCCCCACCCCGCCCCCCAACACACCCUCCCCUCCCCAAGGUCGCCCCUCGAGCCGGGCAGUUCUAUGCAAUGCACACUAACCUCCAGUCAGCAAACAUGGCCGCCGUCCCAGGCGCGCCCCCCCCCCCCACCCACCCACCCUCCCUGAACCGCUGUCCCGACACGAGCGGGGGGGUCUCACCAAGAACCAUUCCCCCCCACCCUCCACCUCGGGAUGGAGAUUUCCCCCACCCUGUCCCCUCUGCCCCGGUUUGGAGUAGGAGGUUUGGGUGGAGGGCUCGCGGGAGGGUGGGGGAGGCAAGGGGAGCGAGGCAGAGAGGAGAAAGGGAAGGGGCAGUGCAGCUUUACCCACCGACGAUCCCUGUCACUGUUUUACUAACCGAGGUGUGACAUUAAAUAAACCUGUGUGGUGCGUUUGAAAAGGAAAAAAAAACAAAUCAAACUCGG